AGAAAAGAAGUCAGGUGAAGGUAACACGGGUACACCAUCAAAAGAUAAAAGGAUAAGUCCGUCUGAUGUUGGAAACUCUGCGAUAUCAAAACCUAAUCUUCCCAAGGCAAGUCCAGAUGCAGCGAAGCAUUCGGACAUGGACAGACCGGUAGUAUCAUAUAACCAAAAACGUCUUACGAACGAUGACAAAAAAGAAGAUAAACGUCAAGAGGAAACCGUAGAGGACAAGCUCAGACAAUCACUGGAAAAUAACGAACAACUUUUAAAACGCUGCAAUGAUAUUCAGAAAGAAUACGAAAAUGUUAAAAAGGAUUAUGCAGAAAUGGAGAGGAAGUUCGAGUCUAUUUCAAAAGAAAAAGAAGACCUACUGGUGACGAAUAAUACGGUCACAAAAGAGAGGGACGAAACGAUUCAGGCAUACAAGGAAUUAGGGGGAAAAGAUAUCGAUAAUCAAGGGACGAUAUUAGAACUGAAAACAAACGUGUCAGACAUUCAAAAAAGAUAUAAUGAUAUGGAAAAUUGCAAGUCUAAGGUAGAAAACCAGUUAACAGAAGAACAGAAGUCAUGGAGGCAAGAAAAAUGUAGACACAAAAAUGAAAUAGAAAAAGCAAAUAAGGCAUAUAAUGAAGUGACAAAGCAGUUAAAAGAAGAACGGAAGUCGUGGACGCAAGAAAAAAGUAAUCUGCAAAAAGAGCAUGAUGAUGAAAGUAAAAAGCACAAAAAGGAAAUUGAUAAGUUAAAUAAGGCAUAUAAUGAAGUGACAAAGCAGUUAAAAGAAGAACGGAAGUCGUGGACGCAAGAAAAAAGUAAUCUGCAAAAAAAGCAUGAUGAUGAAAGUAAAAAGGACAAAAAGGAAAUUGAUAAGGCAAAUAAGGCAAUUGGCAGUCUUAACCAGAAAGUGGCAGAUAAAGAGGAAGAACUUAAGAAAAAGAAGAAUUUUAUGGAGAAGCUCAUACGAGAAAAGAAAGAAGUCGAUGAAAAAAACACUAUGCAUGAAAAGAACAUUGCAAUACUCCAGGAAAACAUCAAGAAAUUGACAGAACAGAAAAUAAAAGAUGAAAGGGAACAUAAUAAGAAAGUGAAAGACCUCACCCGCGAGAUAAAUGCAGAACGUGAUAAUUUCAGUGGAUUAAGUUACCAGUACAAUGAGUUAGUGAAACAAAUUCAAUCAUUGCAAGAAGAAAAUAGAUCGCUUACAAGAGAAAAACAAGAGUUAUUAUUAAGGUUAAGUAAAGUAGCAGGCGCAAACUUGACUUACAACAAUCCAAACAUAGCCGAUCUCAGUGAUGAGAAACGACCAACAAAAUUAGCAGAGGAAUUUUCAGAGUUGUAUGAUAAUGAAUGGACAGACGCGUUUGAAGAUUUGCAAUUCGAAAAUGAAAAAGAAAAGACCACUUUUAUGCUCGGACUUGUAAUGGUAUGGAAAUUUAUUUGCUUUCUUUUUAUUCAGAUAUCCGGGUGUCACCUGAUCAUUCGUCUACAAUGAGUCUUUGUGAUUUUU
This is a messenger RNA of Mercenaria mercenaria, 1501 nucleotides long. RefSeq lists its product as uncharacterized. The annotation marks the transcript as partial. The record is from RefSeq and is a predicted model, not a curated record. NCBI's taxonomy places the organism in Eukaryota, Metazoa, Mollusca, Bivalvia, Venerida, Veneridae. The transcript is spliced from 11 exons.